UCCCUGCUUCUCUGGACAGAAGGUGGCCAGAUGGCUGCCAAAGAAUCCGCCCUCCGGGACGCCCUUUCCAGCAGCUUCCUCACUUGCACCCUUUGCCUGGAGCACUAUUGCCAGCCCAAGAUCUUGCCCUGCCUCCACAGCUACUGCCAGGCCUGUCUGAAGAAGCUGCUCAGGGGCUCCAAGCGGGAGUUGCGGUGCCCGGAAUGCCGCGAGCUGGUGCCUCUCCCAGCCGGCGUGGAAGGUUUGAAGACCAACUUCUUCCUCAACGGCCUCCUGGACUUGGUGCCUCCGGGGGAGAAGUCCAGGGCCACCUGCAGCCUCUGCCCGCUCAUUGGCCAAGAUGCCAGCUCCGUCGCUGUGUCUCACUGCAUCGAUUGUGCCGACCACCUGUGCCAGGCCUGUGCCCGUGGGCACCGUUGCUCCCGGCUUACCCACGGCCACCUGGUGGUAGACCUGGAGGCGUACUGCUCUGGGAGGUACAAUGAGGAGGUCCGGAAGCGCCAGGCUUCCCGCUGCAGAGAGCACCGGGACGAGGCCCUGCAGUAUUUCUGCCUCCCCUGCGCCGCUGCCCUCUGCCGGGAGUGCCGCCUGGGCCCUCACCUAGAGCACCUGUGCCUGCCCCUGUCGGAGGCCGCCCAAGCCCGCCGUCCCGUCAUCACCGGCCUCUUGGCUGGGGUGGAGGAGAAGCUGCAGCUCAUCGCCAAGGGAAAAGUCGAGCUAGCGGAGGAGGUGAAGGAGAUGGAGGUGUACAACAGGAACAUCCGGCGCGUGGCGGAGCAGAUGUGUGCCAAGGCUGUGGAGCAGCUGCUCAGCCACAAGGCAACGGUCCUGGACCAGCUCUCCGGCUACCUGGAGGAGCGGAAGGAGGCCUCGGGGCGGCUGCUUUCGGAGCUGGGCUCCCAGGAGCAGGUGGCCUGCGGCACGGUGGCCUUCGUCCAGAAGGUGCUGAGCCUGGGCCAAGAGGAGGAGAUCGUCUCCUUGGAGCAGAUGAUCUCGGAGAGGCUGAGGCAGCUCCAGGGCUCCUCCUGGGAGACCCUCGCGCUGCCGGUCCCCAAGCUCCGCAUCCAGCCAGAGCUCCUUUGCGGCUCCAACCUCUUCCACCUGGAGUUCCACCCGAGGGCACCCCCAGAGGGCAACAUGGGGACCGCCGCCAAACUGGCGAAGAAGAAGAAAGCAAGGCCGAAGCCCGUGGGAGGGGAAGGGGGGGAGGCCUCCAGGCAGGGAAGGGCCCCAAAUGGGCCAGAGGUGCCCCCCCGCUUGGUCCCAAAGCCGACCUUUUUCUGCAGCUUCUGCGCAAAAGUCCCAGCGGACAAGAAGCAGCCGCAAGUCACGGGCUUGUGCCCGCUUGGCUCCAGCGAAAUCCUCCUGGCCGACGAGCAGAACAAGAAACUGAAGCGCUUCUCCCUGCAGGGCGAGUUCAAGGGCACGGUCCCGGUGCCCAAAAACGUGGCCCCCUUCAGCGUGGCUGCCGUGGGCAACAAGGUGGUCUUCACCGCUGGAGCUCAGCUCUACGCCUUAAACGAAACUGGGGGAGUGGUGUGGCAAAAGGCCCUCAAGGAGGGCCAGGCCAGCCACGCCCUGACCACCUGUGACAGGGACUGCGUGGCGGUGUCUGUGGCAGGACACCUGGAGGUCUUCAACCUGAAAGGGCAGUUCCUGGAGAGGAUCGUGCCGGAGGGCUCCCAUGACCGCUCCCUGGCCUUCCUGGGCAGGUGGAAAGAGGGCUUCGUGGCCUCCGACGGGUACCAGCGCAGUGUGGUGCUGCUCUCCCGGGGCGGGGAGCUGGUGGCCGAAUACCAGGAAGGGCAGCUGAGGGACUCUCCGCCGGGCAGCGUCUGCGUUGAUGCCCCCGGCAUCGUCUACGUGGUGCUUCAGGAGCUGAACCAGGUGGUGGCCUUUUCGGAGGCCGGGGAGGAGCUGGGACCUUUCCUCACCGCAAAGAACAGCAUCUUCCAGCCACGCGUGGCCGCCGUUGCCGGGGAGGGGCAUUUUGUGGUCGCUCUCAGCAACGGCACCGUCCACGUCUUUAAGGUCAAGUACCAGGGCAAGUGAGCGGGGAGCUCGGCCUCCGGUGGGAGCAGAAACUC
Notechis scutatus (mainland tiger snake) is the source of this 2087-nucleotide messenger RNA. It is a transcript of the gene TRIM56, whose product is annotated as tripartite motif containing 56. The record is from RefSeq and is a predicted model, not a curated record. Gene Ontology annotation, molecular function: ubiquitin protein ligase activity; zinc ion binding. Gene Ontology annotation, biological process: innate immune response; positive regulation of type I interferon-mediated signaling pathway. Lineage: Eukaryota; Metazoa; Chordata; Lepidosauria; Squamata; Elapidae. Gene Ontology annotation, cellular component: nucleoplasm.